Messenger RNA from Uncinocarpus reesii 1704, 435 nucleotides. RefSeq lists its product as uncharacterized. The record is from RefSeq and is a predicted model, not a curated record. Bases 1 to 435 code for a protein of 144 amino acids. NCBI's taxonomy places the organism in Eukaryota, Fungi, Ascomycota, Eurotiomycetes, Onygenales, Onygenaceae. The transcript is spliced from 2 exons.
AUGAUUUUAUUCUCCUGGAACAUUCCUAGCGGGCUUCUAGCCCUCGUGGUGGGCAUCUGCUAUAAUCACGAGCCGAAAAGCUUUCUCAAGCAAACCUUCCACCAACUCGAAAAGGCAGGUAUCCAGGAAGUGAGGUUCUCACUUGGAAUCAUCACCUUAAUAGUAGGGAGUACUCUGGGGCUUUCAGAGCAGGAGGAAAGUAACUCAGACGUCAUCAAGGGAAUGCCUGCGCUGUUACUCAGAUCUACUACAAGCUGGAUUCGAACCAGCGCUCCCGAAGGAACCAGAUUUCUAGUCUGGCGCGUUAGACCGCUCCGCCAUAGUGCCUUGGAUGAAAGGAUUGCCACAAUCCUUAUCCAAGUCGUCUACCCGUCAAAGCUGCAAGCGACAGUUGUUCCAUCAGAAUCAACCUCGAGAUACUCAGAUCACCAGUAA